UAGGAGUAGAAAGUUUCCGUUUCCGGUAAAUGUGCCCUUCAAAAUUAAUUUGUUCAUCAAUGCUUUUCCAGUUUGUCCAGUACAUAGAUAGAUGAAAUAAUAAAUGGUCCAUCCCCUCAGGACAGACAAACUAAACAGUGUGAUUUCAUGGAUACAGACACAACAUCGAACUACAGUAUACAAACAUUGUUACAUACAACCAACACAUAAUACAGUAUUUCAAUGCAACCAAGGCAACUGCACCAAGGCACACUGUUGGAUGUUUUAAUGUUGGAUCUCUCAAAGCUGAGGAUUAAAUAAUCUCUCUCAUAGCUUAACUCACUAAUAAGUGACAAGAAGAAAGAAGAAUAUGGAUCUUGCUUUAUGUCAUAUCUGUGUUAUCAUGGCAACUGUUUUGCAUGUUGUGAAUAGUAAUGACUGUAAAAUCCUUGAUGGUUACUGGUACAAUGAGUUGGGCAGUGAGUUAUUAUUGAUACAUACAAAACAAGGGAUGCUUCAUGGAGAAUACCGUACUGCUGUUGAAAGAGAGACAGGUGCAGCGGGGAAUUCUCAUUCACUCGUCAUAGGGGCCGCCCCAUACAAGAGUUAUAGCAGCACAUUUGGUUUUGCUGUCAUAUGGAAAGAUGGCGCUUCCAUAACCACAUGGACAGGUCAGUGUCAACCUUGCCAUAAUGGCGAAGCAAUUUUGGAGACAUCUUGGAUACUGAGGUCAACAGUUGAUACGUGCGAAGACAAAUGGAAGUCAACAAUGAUUGGCCAGUCUACAUUUACAAGAAAGUCAGCCACAAAUGGUCCAAGACGAAACAUGGGAACACACACUCCUUCAAGGAACUCAAGAGAUGCGGUUGAUAAGGGUCCCGUAUAUGGUCCUGCAUUGACCCAUAAAAAGUUCAUAAAGACCCCCAGUGUAUGUACUUUGGAUGGCUACUGGUAUAAUGAUCUAGGCUCUGAGAUAUUACUACAGCAUCACAAUGAUGGUACCAUAACAGGGGAGUACCGAACAUCAGUUGAAAGACAGAAAGGAGCUGCUGGCAUCUCUCACUCCAAGGUAUAUGGUAUUGCUAACAAGAAUGAUGUCAACUCCACCCUUGCAAUGUUUGUUAUCUGGAAUGAUGGUGCCUCGGUGACUGGGUGGGUAGGCCAGUGUCAUGUAUGUGGAGUAAAUGGAACUGAAACUAUAGAAACAACCUGGUUGCUAAGAAAACAAGUUCACAGUUGCUAUGACAACUGGAAGUCAACACUUCAUGGAGAGGACAGCUUCACUCGAACAGAGCAAGAACCAGGACCUCGGAAGAGAUUCAAUACUCACAGUCCAUCAGACUUUGAUAUAGUUGACCCAGACAUGAUAAUCGCAGACACUCAAAAUGCAAACUCCUGGUAUCCAUGGCUACUGACAAUUACCAUUGUUGUCAUGGUGAUAGCUCUGACAUAUAUCGUGGUAGUAAAUUGGACUCAUUAUAAAAAGUAUCGAGGGUUCGUUCACACGAGACUCUUUGCGAAUGAAGGAUACGAACGUGCAGAAGAUAGGACAGCAAUGGUGCUGGCAGAACAAACCUGAAGUUUUUUGACAUAUCCUGAAAUAUUCACUCUGAUUAAAAUGGCCAAUUUAUCUCCGAAUAAUAGAACACACUUCCAUUUUGAAUACUGAUCCCGGAUACUGAUCCUGGAGAGAGAUGCGCGUUUUGUUGGCAAAAGUUCAAGUCAGAAAAGCAAAAGGUGCAAAUAAAAGAAUCAAAGGAGAAAGUUGCAAGGAAUUAAAAACUGAAAUCUUUCCGCAUGUUGCAAGUUAGGCUACUUAAUCGUUGUUUUCAACAUGUUUACGACAAUCAGGAUCUUGUUUUCAUAAAGAAAGCUGCUAGGGAUGUAGUAUUUGCUCACAUGCCAGUGGUGUAGCAAGGAUCUUUGAAUAGGCGAGACAAGAAUUGAGUUUAAGCAAUAUAAUUUCAUUGCUUUCAAAGAUUCAAUUGAAAAUUGUUUACUUUCAGCCCGUAGCCAGGGGGUUCACCUUUUGAAAGAUUCCAGGGGGGUUCACUUUUGA
Messenger RNA from Owenia fusiformis, 2038 nucleotides. Lineage: Eukaryota; Metazoa; Annelida; Polychaeta; Sabellida; Oweniidae. The record is from the annotation of a GenBank genome assembly.